Messenger RNA from Encephalitozoon hellem ATCC 50504, 963 nucleotides. RefSeq names its product cyclin-dependent protein kinase. Gene Ontology annotation, molecular function: ATP binding; cyclin binding; cyclin-dependent protein serine/threonine kinase activity. Gene Ontology annotation, cellular component: cyclin-dependent protein kinase holoenzyme complex; cytoplasm; nucleus. The coding region runs from base 1 to 963 and encodes 320 amino acids. Gene Ontology annotation, biological process: regulation of gene expression; protein phosphorylation; G1/S transition of mitotic cell cycle. The record is from RefSeq and is a predicted model, not a curated record. The transcript has a single exon. Lineage: Eukaryota; Fungi; Microsporidia; Unikaryonidae.
AUGCUACUCAGGGGAGGAAGCAGGUGUAGUAGCAUAGAGGCCUACGAGAAGGUCUGCAGGAUAUCCUCAGGAAGCUUUGGAAAUGUAUAUAAGGUCAAGCGCGCUGGGGACGGCAGGGAGUUUGCCCUUAAGAGGAUGAACCCGUCUAUGUGCCACGACACCAACGGAUUUUCGAUUCUUUAUAUAAGGGAGGUGAUGAUUCUGAAGCACACAAGAAACAGAAAUGUGAUGAGGAUUGAGGAAGUUGUUGAAGGCAAUGAGAUCAACGACUUCUUCAUUGUGAUGGAAUGCUGCGACAUAGACCUGAGGUCUGCCAUCCAAAGAGCGGGAAGGAUGGAUGUAAGGCUGAUUAGGUUCUUCACACGCCAGAUUCUUGAAGGGCUCAAGUUUCUGCAUGGGGUUGGAGUGGUUCACAGAGAUCUGAAGCCAUCAAACAUCCUCCUCAUGAGAAAUGGAGAUCUGAAAAUAGCAGACUUUGGACUGGCUCGGGUUGUGGGGAGUGCAAUGACUAAUCUUGUUGUUACGUUGUGGUACAGGGCCAUUGAGGUACUGCUUGGGUCAGAGAGUUACGACGAGUCGAUUGACAUGUGGUCUGUUGGGUGUAUUGUUGGAGAGAUGGCGAAAGGAGAGCCGAUCUUGCCUGGUGAAGGAGAGAUAAACCAACUAGACAGGAUAUUCAGGCUCUUAGGAUAUCCUGCGAAUUCUGACUUUGAAGGGCUGGAUCUUCCUCAUCUGAAGAACAUCAGGAAGCCUGAGAGCUUUCUGGCAGAUUUUGAUGAUGUGUUUGAGGGAUAUGACCUUGGGAUGGUUGCUUUUGUAAGGAAUCUGCUAUCAUUUGAUCCCAGAAAAAGGUACUCGGCAUCCCGGGGCCUUUGUAGUGAGUUUAUGGCUGGUGGGCAAGAGUGCCGGAAAGAACUUGUUGAAGACGCAAUGAGGAUGUGUACUGAGGGCCCUGGUGUCUGA